Messenger RNA from Wasmannia auropunctata (little fire ant), 2363 nucleotides. RefSeq lists its product as uncharacterized. The record is from RefSeq and is a predicted model, not a curated record. The transcript is spliced from 8 exons. Bases 117 to 1430 code for a protein of 437 amino acids. Lineage: Eukaryota; Metazoa; Arthropoda; Insecta; Hymenoptera; Formicidae.
AAGUUAGUUGACGUCCCAUUAAGUGAAAUGCGUGGUCCGCCUUCAAGAACUGUUGUGACAUCUCGACUUUCCGAAGAAGUCUAUAUAAUAAAAAAACGCGUUGGAAAUCCUACAAGAUGACCAAACAUCUGUCAUUGAUCGUGCUUUUGAUGUGCUGCAUUGUGUUUCGCAUUUACGUCGACGCCUGGAACAAUCGCGGCAGGCACAGAAUUGCAGAUAGACGACGAUUGUGGCAAAUUAAUGAUAACGGAUCUGAUUUCUUUUCCACCGCAGGAAAACGUAAUUGGGAAUCAUCAAAAUUUCCAAACAAUAAUCGCACUCAAGUUGCCAGGGAGAAAAGACUCUUUUCGCUGUUCACGCUGGUGAAGUUCGACAACAGUAUCUGCGGCGGAUUGAAUGGAGAAAACGGCACGUGUGUUGCAGCGGCGGAAUGCGCGCAGCGCGGAGGGAUUUCCAGCGGCGUUUGUGCAAAUGGUUACGGGGUCUGUUGUAUAGUCACGGUGUCCUGCGGCGGGAUGAUCGCCGAUAACAAUACACACUUUGUCAAUCCAAAUUAUCCGUCCUCCUUCGACGGUAUGGAAUCGUGUCAAGUGACGCUGAUGAAAUCGGAUCCAGAUGUAUGCCAGUAUCGAUUAGACUUUGUACAAUUUAAUAUCAGGGGCCCAGAAACAACGAAUAACGUUUGCGUUUAUGACCAAUUUAUCGUUUCCGGUGGCAAUCCGGUGCCGACGAUAUGUGGUAACAAUGACGGAAAUCACAUGUACAUAGACACGGGAGUCGGGCAAACCAAUCCAGUUACUUUGACCUUCGUUACGAGCGGCAACUCUUAUCCACGAUCGUGGAAGGUUCGAGUCUCGCAGAUACGAUGCAGUACGAUAUAUCGAGCCGAAGAGGGCUGCCUUCAAUAUUUCACCGGAGUCUCCGGCCAAAUAAAGUCUUUCAAUUACGAUCCCACAAUUGGGCUACAAUUGUCGAAUCAAGAUUACAGUAUAUGCAUCAGAAUGGAGAGAAACUUUUGCGGAAUCCAGUACAUGGCGUGUCCUGAUGAUGCUCAAGGAAUGAUGAUACCUACCACAUUAGGUGCAGCGGGUCAAAUAAUGCGUAGCAACGCAUUCACACUAACGGGAAAUACGCAGGCUACGCAAAUUGUGUCAAUGACAGGAACGUCCUGUAUGACCGAUUGGCUAUCGAUACCGUGCGCCACAAACCUAGGUCGAUUACCCUCAACGCUGCUAACGUGCGUCGAUCGAUUGUGCGGAGGUACUUUUAAUUCGGAAACCCAGAACUUAAAUGGAUCAUCUGUUAUUAGCACCGUAAAGCCGUUCAGAUUAAUUUUUCACACAGACAGCACCGAGGCACCUGCCGAUGUCGGAAAUAGAGGCUUCUGUCUUACUUAUGUGCAACAACCAUGCACGACGAAAUUAAGAUAAGGCCAUUAAAUAUUAAUUAAAAAAUUAAAACGUAAGUUUACGUAAUUUCAAUUUUUAUUUCGAAAUUUUUAACACACAUAUUUUUUGUAACCAUGUCGAGAUGUAUGAAGGAGUUUGCAUAAAAAGCAACUUGGUAACUUAGUUUUAUAUAAAUGUGCCGUCGCGUAUAAAUCAAGAAAUAUGCGUAUCUUUCUCUCAACAUGUGCGCGAAUAUACUUUUUAUAUUCAUAUAUAUUCGCUUACAUUUCUGCGCACGUUAAAAAGAACAAGUCUGAGAAGAGAAACGCAUCUUUCUAAAUUUUUAGUAGCUAUAAUAUUGUGUACUUAUAUGUAAAAUCGAUGAAGUACAAUAGUCGAUAAAAUAUUACGAACUAUAAAAACGGGACGGUAAAGAUCGUCGUCGUAAAAAUUAUCGUGCUACUGUAAUCAAUCGAUCAAUUAUAAUUAGAAUAAUAAUGGUAGAAUAUUACAAUUACAACAUUUAUAAUAUUCACAAACAUUGCAUCUCGUUAACGUCCGCUGAUUGGUAGACUGGUUAAAGAGAGGGAGAGGAGGGGGAGUAUGAUCUAACUUUUAAAUCAACGCGCUACAGAUGUGUAGAUGCAUUUAUACAUUUAAUAAAAUUGGAGAUACCUUUCUCCGUCUUAUUCUUAUAUUAGAAAGCAUAAAAACUUCGGUAAUGCUUAUAGAAAACGCACGCCUACGCAUGCACGUACGUAUGUGUGUGUAUAUAUAUGUAUAUAUUAUGUAUACAUAUAUAUGUAAUAUACGCUGUAUACAAGUUGCAUCCCCUCAAGUUCAAAAAUGUUGGAUAAGAGACAAUAACAAGAAAUAUCAGAGUAAUCAUGUAAUAAUGAGAUGUGAGUAUUUAUGUUUGUAGUUAAUAUUGAAGAAAUAAUUUUUAAUAAAAAAUUAAAAGUAGAAUAAUUAAAA